Molecule: messenger RNA, 1266 nt
Organism: Oryctolagus cuniculus (rabbit)
Lineage: Eukaryota; Metazoa; Chordata; Mammalia; Lagomorpha; Leporidae
Source: RefSeq, a predicted model, not a curated record
GGAAGGGAAGGGGAGGCGACAGGCUGUGCGCCGGCCGCUCCUCCCCGCCACCCCCUCCCCCGCCUCGGCCCUGAAGGGGCUGGAUGGGCAAGUUGGACGCGAUGGCUCGAGCCCGGGCGGCGGCGGCGGUGGCCGGAGGCGGCGGCGCCUCCUCCUCCUCGCCCCGGCGCCGGCGGUGAUCGGCGCUAGCGGCCGCGGCUCCCGAUGAGACUGUUGGCGAGCUGGCUGUGCCUGAGCCUGGCGUCCGUGUGGCUGGCGCGGAGAAUGUGGACGCUGCGGAGCCCGCUCACCCGCUCCCUGUACGUGAACAUGACGAGCGGCCCCAGCGGGCCGGCGGCGGCCGCGGGUGGCAGGAAGGAGAACCACCAGUGGUAUGUGUGCAACAGAGAGAAAUUAUGUGAAUCACUCCAGGCUGUCUUUGUUCAGAGUUAUCUUGAUCAAGGAACACAGAUCUUCUUAAACAACAGCAUUGAGAAAUCGGGCUGGCUAUUUAUCCAAUUAUAUCAUUCUUUCGUGUCAUCUGUUUUUAGCCUGUUUAUGUCUAGAACAUCUAUCAAUGGGUUACUAGGAAGAGGCUCAAUGUUCGUGUUUUCACCAGAUCAGUUUCAGAGACUGCUUAAAAUUAAUCCAGACUGGAAAACCCAUAGACUUCUUGAUUUAGGUGCUGGAGAUGGAGAAGUCACAAAAAUCAUGAGUCCUCAUUUUGAAGAAAUCUACGCCACUGAGCUUUCUGAAACUAUGAUAUGGCAGCUUCAGAAGAAGAAAUACAGAGUGCUGGGUAUAAAUGAAUGGCAGAAUACAGGGUUCCAAUAUGAUGUCAUCAGCUGCUUGAAUUUGCUGGACCGCUGUGACCAACCUCUGACUUUGUUAAAAGAUAUCAGAAGUGUCUUGGAGCCAACUAGAGGCAGAGUCAUCCUUGCCCUGGUCUUACCAUUUCAUCCCUAUGUGGAGAACGUAGGUGGCAAGUGGGAGAAACCAUCAGAAAUUUUGGAAAUCAAGGGACAGAAUUGGGAAGAACAAGUGAACAGUCUGCCUGAAGUUUUCAGCAAAGCUGGUUUUGUUAUCGAAGCGUUCACCAGACUGCCAUACCUGUGUGAAGGCGACAUGUAUAAUGACUAUUAUGUUCUGGAUGAUGCUGUCUUUGUCCUCAAACCGUGUAAACAUGUGGAGCCAGAGUCUUCUGAGCCCACCCCAAGAUUGCACCCUCAAGCGGAGGGUCUGCGUUCACAGUUGUGUGAUGGGAGGGCCUCUGGGACUGCCAUUUAA